UGGAAUUGUCCACCUAGGGCUUUUCAGUUUUUACACACUGAGCAUGGAUCAUAGAUUAUCAGUGGCAGAACCCCUUCAGGGUAUGAGUGAUGUUACAAUUUUUAUGUGCAGGAUUGAAGGCCUAGAUAAGCUCUGUAUGUUUGUGUUGACUGUCAGCUUUGUUCUUGAGCUGGUGCAAUUGUCCUGAGGAAACUGGGAAGAAGGAGCAUUGUGGAAGGAUGGAUUGUAUACAUCUGUGUUCACUGACAGAUGAUGUUUAUACCCAGUCGUGCUUCCAGCUUUUAAUGUGGUCCAGCUUGUUUCUAAGUAACAGCAAUGUAAUCUUACUUGUAGAAACAUCAUGACACACAGCAGCAUCAUGGUGGAUGUAGGCAAGUGGCCAAUAUUUACCUUACUGUCACCUCAAGAAAUAGCAUCUAUUCGGAAAGCAUGUGUAUUUGGUACAUCAGCCAAUGAAGCUAUAUACAUAACGCACAAUGAUGAGGUAUUUGUUUUUGGACUGAAUUGCAGUAAUUGUUUGGGAACUGGAGAUAAUCAGAGCACAAUAGUACCAAAGAAAUUAGAAGCCUUAUGUGGAAAGAAGAUUUCCAGUCUCAGUUAUGGAAGUGGACCCCAUGUUGUACUUUGCACUGAAGAUGGUGAAGUGUAUGCUUGGGGACAUAAUGGUUACAGCCAACUUGGGAAUGGCACAACCAAUCAGGGCAUUACUCCUGUUCAAGUUUGCACAAAUCUGUUAAUAAAGAAAGUGGUGGAAGUAGCUUGUGGUUCUCAUCAUUCCAUGGCACUGUCGUUUGAUGGGGAUCUGUACGCUUGGGGCUAUAAUAACUGUGGUCAAGUUGGAUCUGGAUCUACAGCAAACCAGCCAACUCCUCGGAGAGUUUCAAACUGUUUACAGGGUAAAAUGGUGGUUGGCAUCGCUUGUGGUCAGACCUCCUCCAUGGCUGUAGUAAACAAUGGUGAGGUUUAUGGCUGGGGUUACAAUGGUAAUGGUCAGCUAGGUCUUGGCAACAACGGCAAUCAGCUAACGCCAUGCAGAGUGGCAGCGUUACAUGGUGUGUGUAUACUCCAGAUUGCCUGUGGCUAUGCGCACACACUAGCACUAACAGAUGAGGGUUUGCUCUAUGCCUGGGGAGCUAACACUUACGGGCAGCUGGGAACUGGCAAUAAAAGUAACCAGCUAAGCCCGAUGCAGAUCAUGAUGGAAAAAGAAAGGGUUGUGGAGAUCGCAGCCUGCCACUCUGCUCACACGUCGGCUGCCAAGACCCAGAGCGGCCAGGUGUACAUGUGGGGCCAAUGCCGUGGGCAGUCGGUGAUCUUUCCCCACCUCACUCACUUUGCCUGCACUGACGAUGUGUUUGCUUGCUUUGCUACCCCUGCUGUUAUGUGGCGUCUUCUAUCAGUAGAGCAUGAAGACUUUUUAACAGUAGCAGAGUCUCUGAAGAAAGAGUUUGACAGCCCAGAAACCUCAGACCUAAAGUUCCGUGUGGAUGGAAAGUACAUCCAUGUCCACAAAGCUGUUCUGAAAAUCAGGUGUGAACACUUCAGAACCAUGUUCCAGUCAUACUGGAAUGAGGAUAUGAAGGAAGUGAUAGAAAUAGACCAGUUUUCUUAUCCUGUGUAUCGUGCCUUUCUUGAGUACUUGUAUACAGACAGUGUUGACCUUCCGCCUGAAGAUGCAAUAGGGCUUUUGGAUUUGGCUACUUCGUACUGUGAAAAUAGGCUGAAAAAACUUUGUCAACACAUUAUCAAGAGAGGAAUUACUGUGGAAAAUGCAUUUUCAUUGCUCUCUGCUGCUGUCAGAUAUGAUGCGGAGGACUUAGAGGAAUUCUGCUUUAAGUUUUGUGUCAAUCAUUUGACGGAAGUGACACAAACUACAGCAUUUUGGCAAAUGGAUGGUCCCCUGCUAAAGGAAUUCAUUGCUAAAGCCAGUAAAUGUGGAGCCUUUAAGAACUGAAAUGAGGCUGUAAGUUCUGGGUAUUAGUAGGGGUUUUUGCAGUUAUAAUGGGAUGUCAUAACUGUAUGGGUAAAAGCGAGUGUCACCUGGUCUCUUGUACCAGAAGAUGUGAAAGGCCACAGUGAAAACAAAUGCUUUCUGUGCUGAAGAGUGAACUGUUGUGAAAACAUCAAGCAAAAUAUCCACAUGCAUUUAGCAAACCGGGCUGGUGGAACCAGCUUGAGAUUUGAGGCGGAGAGAGGAAACCCUGCAACUGCCUGUUAGUAUUUUCAAUUUACUUUUGGGGUUGGAGCGUAGUCUGACCUGAGCCACUGAAUGACAUCGCAUCAUUAAUGCCCUGGGAUUAUAGAGAAGCAAAUGGCGUGGGUAUCUGUUACUGCAUGUGCAGGGCUGUGAAUGAGUUUGCCAUUUGCUGUGUGUAAUUAACCAGUGUAUCCAGUGCUUAGAAAAGCGUGCAGAAAUCAUACACCCUCAAAGCCUAUGCAAGUAGCUUUGAAGAAAGGGGUAACUAGCCAAUCUAAUCGGACGUAAAUCUAUAUCUUUGGGUAUGUAACCUUAAUGUCAGUUGUAAUGUGUACUUUGUGUAAUCUGUUCAAGCAAUAUUUAUAAUGGUUAAUGGAAAAAAUUCCCUCUGGUGGCUUCAGAUUACAGUGGUUCCCUUGGUGGGGGGCACACACUGUUCUGAAAGUGGGGGUCUUGCAUUUAAGUGUUGUAUAAAUCUAAAUGACAUGUAAUAAAAUUCACUUUUUUUGUA
This is a messenger RNA of Aquila chrysaetos chrysaetos, 2708 nucleotides long. It is a transcript of the gene RCBTB1, whose product is annotated as RCC1 and BTB domain containing protein 1. The transcript is spliced from 12 exons. Bases 341 to 1954 code for a protein of 537 amino acids. The record is from RefSeq and is a predicted model, not a curated record. Gene Ontology annotation, molecular function: protein binding. Lineage: Eukaryota; Metazoa; Chordata; Aves; Accipitriformes; Accipitridae.